Molecule: messenger RNA, 703 nt
Organism: Prunus avium (sweet cherry)
Lineage: Eukaryota; Viridiplantae; Streptophyta; Magnoliopsida; Rosales; Rosaceae
Product: large ribosomal subunit protein uL29
Biological process (GO): translation; maturation of LSU-rRNA from tricistronic rRNA transcript (SSU-rRNA, 5.8S rRNA, LSU-rRNA)
Cellular component (GO): cytosolic large ribosomal subunit; ribosome
Molecular function (GO): mRNA binding; structural constituent of ribosome
Source: RefSeq, a predicted model, not a curated record
GUCCAUAAAGCCGGGGUAUAUAUAAACCCACUAAACCCAUGAACACUCGCAGUUAGGGUUUCAUUUUCCCGUGAAGCUAAGAGAGAGCCGCCGCUGCAGAACUCCCAUAACACAGCAAUGGCGAGAAUCAAGGUACACGAGCUGAGGCAGAAAACAAAGGCUGAGCUUUUGAACCAGCUCAAGGAUCUCAAGGCAGAGCUUGCCCUUCUUCGCGUGGCCAAGGUCACUGGUGGAGCACCCAACAAGCUCUCCAAGAUUAAGGUUGUGAGGUUAUCGAUCGCCCAAGUGUUGACUGUGAUUUCACAGAAGCAAAAGUCUGCCCUGAGAGAAGUGUACAAGAACAAGAAGUUCUUGCCUCUUGAUCUGCGUCCCAAGAAGACCAGAGCUAUCCGCCGAAGGCUCACCAAGCACCAGGCAUCUUUGAAGACCGAGAGGGAGAAGAAGAAAGAAAUGUACUAUCCCUUGAGGAAGUAUGCCAUUAAGGCCUAGAGUGUUGGAUCGAUUACGUUAGAUCAUCUUGGUACCUUGCUGUAAUAGAAUCCUUUUGUUCUCAAGUUUUGGAUUUACUUUUGAUUAAGAAAUUAGACCUGAGAUUUUGAUGUUUAAUUUUACUUGUCUAGGUUUGGGGAGGCAUGUCUUGCCCAAAUCAACUUAAUUUUCUUCGGGUGCAAUGAUAGUUCAGAUUCUGUUCGUGUUUGAUAAA